AUGAAAGAGCCGGAAGGUCAGUUAGCCCGGUGGCUUGAGAAGCUAGCGGAGUACGAGUUCGGAAUCAUCCAUCGCCCAAGUCGCUUACACACAAAUGCUGACAGUUUCUCCCGCAGGCCCUGCCGCCAGUCCUGUCCUUGUAAUCUGCAGGACCCUUCUUCGCAGCGGAGAACCACAAGUCACCAAGCAAUUCAGUGUGAUUUGGACUCUGACACCAGCUCCCUGUUGCUGAGUCCGGUGGGGGAGUAUUUCACAAAAUGGACUAAAGCAUUUGCAAUCCCUGACGAAAAGGCUGUGACAGUGGCAAACGUUGUUGCAACUGAAUGGGUGUGUCGCUUUGGAAUGCCCCACUCUCUGCACAGCAAUCAAGGACGCAAUUUUGAAUCAGAGGUAUUCCAAGAAAUGUGCUGUUUGUUUGGCAUCGACAAAACCCACACUACACCAUUCAGACCGCAGUCCGCAGUCCGUUUCAACGCCACACUCCAAAAGAUCUUGGCCUCUACUGCAGAACACUGUCACUGGGGUUGGGACCUGAUGAUCCCAUAUGCAGUUAUGGCCUACAGAGUGACCAAGCACAGCGCUACUGGUUUCACCCCCAACUUCAUGAUGUUCGGCCGUGAAAUAAGUGAGCCAGUGGACCUUGUGGCUGGUUUGCCCCCGGACUCUGACCAUGCACCUUCAGCCCCCGAGUAUGUGCAACAAAUGCGUGAGCGGUUGAACUGGCUCACAACAUCACCCGAGAAGCCCUUGUUGGUAGAGCAUUGCGAAUUGGAAGAGAUGCAGGAACAGAAAGAGGCACUGCAGUCCAAAGUCACGGCACUAGAGAAUGAACUCAACCGGACCUCCAUCAACCAGUUCCUGCUGAAGACUGAGAGAGGAAUCUGUGGAAUGUUAUGUGGCUUGUGCUCAUAUAGUGUUGAGCUGUCCAGCAGUGAGCAUCUGUAUAUGAUGAAGAGUUUUCAGCUUUCUUAUUUCCAACUCCUGUAUCUUCUAACAGCAGCAUUAUUAUGUAAAGGUGAAACAGAGAGACCCUGCAAGCAGGUUCAUCAGUUGAACAUAAGCCAUUUACUUGGUGACAGCAUGUCUAUUUCUUGCCAAACAACAACCCACCCGCUGGAUUCUCUGACAGUCAAACUACGCAGUAUGAACCAAGAUAAAGUCAUCCUGAUGUCUCUAGACAUCUCUCCAGCAUCAGAGCACCAGAGAUGGUCUGUGAGGAAUGAUACUGGAAAUGUUACACUUGAUCUGAAAGACUUCAGAUCAUCCGAUAGUGGUCUUUAUGACUGUCAGGUCUACAAGAAUCAGGACUGCCUUCAAACAACUCGAUUUAACCUGAGUAUUAUAAAGUGUAAACCUUUGAACCCUGUCCAUGCAAGGCUAAACUCUUCAGUGUUGCUGCCAUGCUCUGAACAUCCUCUACAAAACAGAACUGCACCAGUAACUUGGAAAGUUGUUAAUGGUCACGAAUUAACAGAUAUAACCCAGUAUCGCGCUCCAUUCAAGCCCUCAAGCAGCACAGAGAAACCCCCGGACCCCCUGUACAUGAGAGCGAAACAACUAAACAACGGAUCUUUGCUUAUAAACAAUGCAGUACAAACUGAUGAAUUGUGGUAUCGGUGCAGAGUGAAUGAAAAAACCUGCUAUGAGAUGAAGCUGGUGAUGAAAGAUAAAACAUUUUAUUCAACAAUUUCCACUACAUUGUCAUCCACAGUGAUCACACAUGCUCCAACCACAGCUGCUGACAAAACGGCUGGCCAAACUACAACCAAGAACAAUGAGAGUGAAACUUAUCUGACAGUAGUAGCGAUGACCACAGUAGUGUCUCUAUGUGUUCUCAUAUCACUGACCAUCUGUGUCAUUCUUUAUUUCCCAAAACAAAGUCACAAAACCAACAGUCAAAUUGAUUUGAACUGCUGGACUACCGUACAUUAUUCCAUCAUUUCAGGAGGGUUUGAUGGUCCAUUCUGUUCAUUAGAUGAACAUAACGUCUGAAUCAUGACUGUGUGUCUCGUUCUUCCUCAUUUACCCGGUGUUUAAAAGCCCUAGUCCUUUCAAUCAGUGUUGGUCGGUUCUGAAUGUCUUUCCAUGUGUUCCUCUGUCUCCUACGGUCCCCUUGGAUUGGACUAUUGAAUUAUUAAAAUACAUAUUGAAGAACACAUCGUUCCUUGCUCUCCGAGUGUAUUGUGACAGUAUCAGGCUUGUGAUGCAUAUGCAUACAGGACACAC
Messenger RNA from Carassius auratus (goldfish), 2226 nucleotides. RefSeq lists its product as uncharacterized. NCBI's taxonomy places the organism in Eukaryota, Metazoa, Chordata, Actinopteri, Cypriniformes, Cyprinidae. The coding region runs from base 1 to 1992 and encodes 663 amino acids. Gene Ontology annotation, molecular function: nucleic acid binding. Gene Ontology annotation, biological process: DNA integration. The record is from RefSeq and is a predicted model, not a curated record. The transcript is spliced from 12 exons.